ACACUUGGCUUUUCACAGUGUGGCUUUUCCUCACAUGCUGGAGGUGCUGGGUAGAUCUUAAAGUCUGACUGCCAAAAAUGAUAAAAGGAUGUGAAAGAAUUUACGCAGGACAAUAAAUGUGGCUCAAAGCAGUGGAGAAUAAGAUGAAGGGGAACUCCAGUGGGGUUUUUGACAGGGCCUGUAACACAGAAGGAGCAGCGCCUGCCAAAAGCGGAAGUUCAGGCGAGGUCAUCUGGAAUAUUGGCGACUUCAGUAAAAAUGACUUCCAGAUGACUUCUUAGGAAUUCUCCAGGAAAAUAAAAGAAUUCUCGGAGAGAGGCGGAGCCAUGCCUCUUAUUUACAGGAAAUGUGCUGGUUUUGUAUCUGCUAAGAAGCCCGUUUUAAUAAAUAUUUAUAAUUACAGUGGAUAGAAGUGGCAAAGUCCCCCUGAGCUGCAGGACCAGGAGAGAUCUGCUGUGAGACCAAGCUGAUAAAGAAUUCUGGCUUUUUGAUACCUGCAGUUCCAUCAGGGAGUUUGUUUCGUGUCCCACAGUGGUCACUUUGGACUCUCCUCUCCAUGGCCCCCCUGGCUCAGACCCUGGCACUGCUGGCAAUGACCGUGGGCACUGCGGCCAUCACGGUGGUGCCCCUGGACAUGGCCCAGAGCUCCUUUGAUGACCAGUACCUGAACUGUGGCCCUGCCAUGGCUGAGGCCUUGCCGGCCCUCAACGGCUCCGAGUUCCAGGAGAACAAGGAGUUUUCCCAGGUCUGGGUGAAGGCCACGGCCGAGUGGCAGAAGCGGGGCUCCCAUUCGUCCACUCUGAGCAAAGACCAGGCCAUCGCCCUCAUGGCCUACACGAUGACGGACGUGCACAGGCAGUUCAACGCCGCCGUGCGCGAGGCUGGACGCUCCAUAGACACAGAGGGCAGCAGCGAGCACGGUAAAUCAGCAGCACCGUGCAUGCGCGGCUCCCGGCUGCAGUUCCGGGUGCCAACAGCAGGCGGCAGCACGAGCUGCUGGCGCUGCCGAGCCCCGCCCCGCCCCAUGGCGGCCCCGGGGGCUCUGCAAUGGUUUGGGAUGGAGCGAGCUUAA
Messenger RNA from Onychostruthus taczanowskii (white-rumped snowfinch), 1072 nucleotides. Its product is annotated as GPI-linked NAD(P)(+)--arginine ADP-ribosyltransferase 1-like. NCBI's taxonomy places the organism in Eukaryota, Metazoa, Chordata, Aves, Passeriformes, Passeridae. The record is from RefSeq and is a predicted model, not a curated record. Bases 557 to 1072 code for a protein of 171 amino acids. The transcript has 3 exons. Gene Ontology annotation, molecular function: NAD+-protein-arginine ADP-ribosyltransferase activity; NAD+ poly-ADP-ribosyltransferase activity.